CUGACGACACCUAACCGUUCCACUUCUCUGGUACAUACAUUCAACAAUUCCUGUAUAUACUCUGCUUGAAUUUUAUAAAUUGACGGCUGUUUGGUAAUUUUUGGCGACGUAUUGUAAUACAUUGUACGUAUUCGAAUUAAGUUUUUAAUUUGAUAUCAUGGAGAGUGCUGCCGCAAGCAUUCUGCAACGAGCAGUUGACAUGGAUAAGAAGGAACGAUACACCAUGGCCCUAGUUUUGUAUCAGGAAGGGCUUCAAAUACUACUCGACUCUGUGAAAGAGGAAAAGAAUCCGUCGAAGCGUGAGCACUUUAAGGAAAAGGCGCUUCAAUAUAUGGAUAGAGCGGAGAGGAUUAAGGCAAUCAUCGACCAAAGGAAGUCUGUCGGCAAGUACAGAGAAGUAAUGGAAAUAGAAGACGGCUCGACGGGUCAUGGUUAUGUCAGUAUAUUUGGCAGAUUCUUGGAUCAUAUGGUAACGGACAUUAUUAUCGAGGAUCCCUACGUAAGAGCAUUCCAUCAGUGCCAGAACCUGGUUAGAUUAUGUGAACUGGCUGUACAAAAAUGCCGCUCACUUUCAAGAAUAUCUUUGGUAACUACCUGUGACCCUCAAGACCAACAAAACCAAUCAGAGCGAUUAAACCAAUUGAAGAGAAGUUUGGAGACAAGGCUCGUUCAGUUUGAUGUCACAUACGACAGCGCUCUACAUGACCGAAGAAUCAGGUUAAGCAACGGUUGGGUAAUAAAAAUAGGCCGUGGUUUAGACUACUUUAAAGCACCCCAAGGUAAAUGCGUCUUGGGCGUGUUCGAUCUAGAACUAAGACCAUGCCUCGCAACGACGGUUGACGUAUUCCACGAAAGCCAUGUACGUCAGACCUUCGAAACUUAAUCCAUCUACUUUGAAUAAGGACCAUCCUCCAUCCA
Orussus abietinus is the source of this 918-nucleotide messenger RNA. RefSeq names its product MIT domain-containing protein 1-like. Bases 158 to 883 code for a protein of 241 amino acids. The transcript is spliced from 4 exons. The record is from RefSeq and is a predicted model, not a curated record. Lineage: Eukaryota; Metazoa; Arthropoda; Insecta; Hymenoptera; Orussidae.